AUGAGCAAGCCAGGUGGGCUCGCCUUCGGGCUGAAUACCUCGAAGAAGGGUGGCCUUGCAAAGCCUCUAGCGGGACGAGCCAUGUUUGGUGGCGACGAUUCCGAUGAAGAUAACAACGAUAGCCUCAAUGGCGGAGAUCAUAACGCAGCUUCCGCGAUAUCAUCGAAAGCCAAAAAGUCUAGCGCUCCUCUCACACAACCGCCUAAGCUCAAGUCGAAACCUGGCGUUAACGCAAUGUUUGGAGAUCUGUCGAGUGCCUUAACAUCGAGAAAGAAUGCUGAAGCUGCUGCCGAGGUUGAUUCUAGCGUCUACGAAUAUGACAAUGUCUACGACUCGUUUAAACCGAAGAAGGAAACCAAACAGGAGGACAUCGAGCGAAAACCGAAAUACAUGCGCAAUCUGAUUAAUGCAGCUGAGGUUCGCAAACGAGAUGCAUUGAUUGCUGAAGAAAAGAAGAUUGCACGUGAAAGAGAGGCGGAGGGCGACGAGUUUGAAGGAAAGGAGAAAUUCGUCACUGCUGCGUACAAGAAACAACAGGAGGAGAACAGGAGGAUAGAGGAAGAGGAGAAGAGAAGGGAAGAGGAAGAAGCUAAAAAGAACCAAGGAUCAGGCAUGACCACGUUUUACAAGACGUUGCUUGAAAAGGACGAGGCUCGGCAUGCUGCAUCUGUCAAAGCUGCGGAAGAAAUGGCUAAGAAUGGUCCCAAGGAUGCUACGACGCCCGCCGAGGCCGAUGAUCUAGACGCAGAUAAAGAUGCAGCUACUCGGGCAAAAGAGCUCAACAGUCAUGGUGCCUCUGUGGACAUUAAUGACGACGGCCAAGUUGUAGACAAGCGCCAGUUACUAAAGGGAGGCUUGAACGUUGGCGCUAAGAAGAAGACGCCAGUCGCACAAGAGACGCAGCGCUCUAGAGAACCGGAUUCAAGGCCAAAUUACAACUCUGGACAGCAUGGUCGCCGGCAGGCCAUGCGCGAACGUCAAUCACGAAUGAUGGAAGAGCAGCUGGAACAGUCUCUCAAGCGGUCACUGGAGGAGGAGACGGCGCAAAAGGAGGAAAUGGAACGCAAUACCAAGAGCCGCAAGACGGAAGGCGAAAUUUCAAGCGCCAAGGAACGAUACCUCGCCCGAAAACGCGCUGCUGAAGAGGCAAAGAAACAAGGCAGCGGAGAGUCAUAG
Molecule: messenger RNA, 1176 nt
Organism: [Torrubiella] hemipterigena
Lineage: Eukaryota; Fungi; Ascomycota; Sordariomycetes; Hypocreales; Clavicipitaceae
Source: the annotation of a GenBank genome assembly